CUGACCCGAAGCCGGCGGGCAAAGCGAACAUGAGCUGCCCGCCCCAGGCGGCCCUGCCCUGGGCCCUGGCCCUGCUGCUGGCCGUGCAGCUGCGCAGCCUGGAGGCCGGGGCCCACAGAGCCCCGGACCCUGACUUUCAGGAGGCCUACUUCGAGCAGCUCCUGGACCAUUUCAACUUCGAGAGGUUUGGGAACAGGACCUUCCGCCAGCGGUUCCUGCUGUCAGAGAAGUUCUGGAAGAGGGGCGAGGGGCCGAUAUUCUUCUACACGGGCAACGAGGGGGACGUGUGGUCCUUCGCCAACAACUCAGGGUUCAUCCUGGAGCUGGCGGCGCAGCAGGGGGCCCUGGUCGUCUUUGCCGAGCACCGGUACUACGGAAAGUCUCUCCCGUUCGGUGAGCGGUCCAGGUGCCGCGGGUACACGGAGCUGCUGACGGUGGAGCAGGCCCUGGCCGACUACGCGGGGCUGCUCCGGGCGCUUCGGCAGGAACUUGGGGCCCAGGACGCCCCCGCCAUCGCCUUUGGCGGGAGCUAUGGGGGGAUGCUCAGCGCCUACAUGAGGAUAAAGUACCCCCACCUCGUGGCGGGGGCACUGGCGGCCAGCGCACCUGUCGUCGCGGUGGCAGGCCUCGGUGACCCCUACCAGUUCUUCCGGGACGUCUCGGCAGACUUUGAGGGCCAGAGUCCCAAGUGUGCCCAGGCCGUGCGGGACGCCUUCCGGCAGAUCAAGGACUUGUUCCUACAGGGAGCUUAUGACACGGUCAGCCAGGAGUUCGGCACCUGCUCGCCACUCUCUGGCCCGGGGGACCUGACCCAACUCUUCGCGUUUGCCCGGAAUGCCUUCACCCUGCUGGCCAUGAUGGACUACCCGUACCCUGCCGAGGUCGUGGGACACCUUCCGGCGAACCCCGUCAAGGUUGGCUGCGACCGGCUGCUGACUGAGAGCCAGAGGAUCAAGGGGCUCCGAUCGUUGGCCGGCCUGGUGUACAACUCCUCGGGCACGGAGCCCUGCUAUGACAUCUACCUGCAGUACCAGGUCUGUGCCGACCCCACGGGCUGCGGCCUGGGCCCUGAUGCCAAGGCCUGGGACUACCAGGCCUGCACUGAGAUCAACCUGACGUUUUCCAGCAACAACGUGUCGGACAUCUUCCCUGACCUACCCUUCACUGAAGCACUGCGCCAGCAGUACUGCCUGGACACGUGGGGCGUGUGGCCCCGGCAGGACUGGCUGCAGACCAGUUUUGGGGGAGGCGACCUCACAGCUGCCAGCAACAUCAUCUUCUCCAACGGUGACCUGGACCCCUGGGCAGGGGGAGGGAUUCAGAGCAACCUGAGCACGUCGGUCCUCGCCAUCACCAUCCACGGGGGAGCGCAUCACCUGGACCUCAGAGCGUCCCACCCAGAAGACCCCGCGUCUGUCGUGGAGGCACGCAGUCUAGAGGCCACCCUCAUCGGCAAGUGGGUCGAGGCAGCCAGGCGUGAGCGACGGCUGCGGCUGGCAUAGCACGGGGGCUCGGAGGCUGAGGGGUGCUCCCGCAGCAGGACCACAGAGGACUUGCUGGGAGCCUGA
Molecule: messenger RNA, 1568 nt
Organism: Kogia breviceps (pygmy sperm whale)
Lineage: Eukaryota; Metazoa; Chordata; Mammalia; Artiodactyla; Physeteridae
Gene: DPP7
Product: dipeptidyl peptidase 7
Biological process (GO): proteolysis
Cellular component (GO): vesicle
Molecular function (GO): serine-type exopeptidase activity; dipeptidyl-peptidase activity
Source: RefSeq, a predicted model, not a curated record